Microstroma glucosiphilum is the source of this 2320-nucleotide messenger RNA. Its product is annotated as FAD dependent oxidoreductase. NCBI's taxonomy places the organism in Eukaryota, Fungi, Basidiomycota, Exobasidiomycetes, Microstromatales, Microstromataceae. Gene Ontology annotation, molecular function: sarcosine oxidase activity; proline dehydrogenase activity; L-pipecolate oxidase activity. The coding region runs from base 434 to 1993 and encodes 519 amino acids. The record is from RefSeq and is a predicted model, not a curated record. The transcript is spliced from 3 exons.
GAUCAACGUCUGCUCCGUCCGAGACUCCGGGAAAUGGCCUUGAGUCUAGCAACAAGCAGCAGCACCACCACCACCUUGGACGCCUCGCGCCUCACGUCCCCUUUCCGUGGAUCGCCCGUCCUCCCCGAUGGCACUUGCAAAGGCAUCGUCCUGAGCCAGAGGGGAGCAAUGAUCAGCACCUUUGUGGACUGUCAGUAUCAUUUGGCCAUUAUUGAUGGCAGCCUUGGGAACUCUGGCGCACUCAACGCCUCACCAGCAGGUCCUCUGCCACCACUCACCCACCUCCGCUCGGCCCAUCGGCGUUUUGCCGCGAGAUUCCGGAGAGCCGCCGUGAGGAAGAAGCGCAAGGGAAUAUAAGUAGAAUACCCGAAGUCGUGUCUGCUCGAUCGACCCCCUUUUCCGACUGGUUGUCAAUCAUCAUCAGCAUUACAAUAUGGCCAACUCGUCCUCCCCAUCGUCCUCUUCUUCGUCCGCUCCUCAACACAUCGUCGUUGGAGCCGGCGUCUUCGGCACGUCCACGGCUCUGGCCGCGGUGCAGGCGGGGCACGGAGUCACAGUACUGGAUCGAAGUAGCGAUGGCUUCGUGGCACCUGAUGGUGCAUCCUCCGACCUGAAUAAGAUCAUCCGAGCUGAUUAUUCCGACCCCUUCUACCGUGUCCUGGGCAAGGGGGCCAUUUCGGAAUGGCGCACCAACCCCCUCUACUCUCCCUAUUACCACGAGGAUGGAGUCUUCUUCUACUCUGGUCAAGAUGGAGACCCAACUGCUGCAGAAUUCAUGAAGCAAGGCGUGCACAAUGCCGCCAUUGCCUCUGAUGUCCACUUUGAGCGAAUGGCAGUUGGAGUGCAAUUGCCGAAAGUGGCUCACCUCCUGGCAAGCGAGGAAGAAGGCAAGGCGUGCUUUCCUCCUUCACUAAGGAAUCGCGUGGGCGGCUUUAUGAGCAAAAUGGGAACGGGAGCUACUUCGGGCUACUGCAACCCUCGCGGAGGCUGGGCAGAGGCUAGGAAUGCUACCGUCGCUGCUUUGCAGGAGGCUCAGAGGCUGGGUGCUCAGCUGGUAGGAAAUGCAGAAGUCUCAUCUUUGAUCAGACAGGACAGCAAGGUAGUCGGUGUCAAGACCUCGGACGGUCGCAGUUUCACCACCCGCAACGGCGGAGCAGUCAUCAUCUGCGCAGGAUCGUGGACCACGGAUCUCCUCCUGAACAGUCUUCUCCCCCCGACCCUUGGCAAAGCAUUGGGAGAACCAGCAUCCACUUCUGGACAGACAGUCAUCACUGUCAAGCUGGGAGAAGAAGACCGGCUGGCUCACAAGGGCGCUCCGGUCACCUUUAACAUCCAGACUGGCUUCUACACUUUUGCUCCUGACGCCUCUGGAGUGCUCAAGGCGGCAAUCCAUGGACCAGGCUACAGCUACCCAGCGCCUCCCUGCGGAGUCGUCGGCGAAGCCUGUGCCUACCCUUCCUUCAGCAGCUCCUCUUCCGCCCCCUCAACCUCCACCGCUCCCUCGCCCAAGGGAAUCCUCGGUGGCCGCGCCAUGCCCUUCCAACCCACGAUCCAGACUGGCAAAGAGGAGCGUGUGCCAGAGGGAAAAGACCGCGAGAUGCUACAACAACUCUUGGAAGUGUAUCCUGGUCUGGAAAAGUACAAGGAGACAUUGCAGACGAGAAUUUGCUGGUACUCGGACACGGAGGAUGAGAAUUGGAUCAUAGACGGCGUUCCAGGCCAGCACCCGGGGGAGAAGGUGGAGAACUUGUUCAUCGCUACGGGAGAUAGUGGUCAUGGCUUCAAAUUCCUGCCAACCAUCGGCAAGUUCAUCCUCGGCCGUCUCCCCUCCUCACAGCGUCCCGCCUCCAUCCCCGCCCUGACUGAAGAGCAGUCACGCUUCUGGUCAUUGGAGCACCAUCGUCGUCUCAAGAAAGAGGUGGCUGCUGCUGCCGCAAAGGUGCGAAAGGAGAUAGGGGACGCAGCUACGAACAAUUUGAGAGGCCGGUUGUGAGCUCAAUAGAUAGAUGGAUGGGCGCAGAGGGAGCGGUCGUUGCGUAGCAUCAGGACCACGAAGAAAUUGAGACGUAGAAAUCUCUGGAGCUGUGCAUUGCACUGGCUCAAGUGACGUGUAGCAUUUGCCUCGGCGACCACAUUGGACGAAUUGCAUAUCCCAUCACCUCUGUCCUCCUCGUCCCGUCUCGUCCGUCUGAAAGACUGUCUGCUUACGACCUCCCAAGGUGCUCAGGUAGUCCCUGAUCCACCGAUCGCGCGCCUCCCCCUCGUGUCUCCAAGCGCGAUAGCGCUGAUCAUUGCGUAAGAUGGAAUGAAUCUCCUCUAU